UUGUUUUGUCCUUUCGUAGAAUCUGUUUCCUGUUUAUUAUGUUCAUGGAAAGUCGUCUAUCACACCACGUAUGUAGUAAUUAUCAUAGUACAUGUCUACGAUUGCAGCGUGAGUGACGUAAGGCGGAAGCUGAAAUAAUCAAAUGGUUAAUGUCAGCUAAACUGUCAAACUGUGUUCUAGAGAUAUCAACCUCUUCCCCGAGCAUACUGGCUACCCAGAGCAAACUGGCUACAUACGGCUCUAAAAAAAGAGCGAUCAGUGAACUAACUCUGUAUAUUGUGUUACAUUGACCCUAAACCCACAGUCACCAUGGAUACUCUCUACACUUAUAGAUUACUACCACCCACAUAUACCAACACGAAGGACCCUGAAUACAGUUAUAGACUAGUGAAGCUGGAACUGGUAGACUGCUGGCAAACCCCAGACCUGAACAUCAUCAUCAAACAAGAAGAGGAGGAGGAAGAGGAUAGCUUUCUACAAGUUAAAGAAGAAGAGGAGGAAGAGGAUAUCUCUCUGCAAGUUAAAGAAGAAGAAGAAGAAGAGGAGGAGGAAGAGGAUAUCUCUCUACAUGUUAAAGAAGAAGAGGAGGAAGAGGAUAUCUCUCUACAAGUUAAAGAAGAAGAGGAAGAUCAUGCUUUCAUGGUCAAAGUAGAGGAGGAAGAGAAGGACAAAGCUCUUGUAGUUAAAGAAGAAGAAGAAGAAGAGGAGGGUGGUUUUGCGGUCAAAAAAGAAGAAGAGGAAGAAGCUAUAGGGGGUUUUCUUUUUUCUGACGGAAACUGCAACCAGUGGCCUGUCAGUGGGAAGAGUCCCUCCGUAUCAGAAGAACCUCAACAACAACCACAACAAAAACAGACACAACCAAAGAAACAGCAAAAACAGACCCAGCAACCCCACCACUCCCCUCUGUACUGCUCCGACUGUGGGAUGAGUUUUGUCAGCCCUGGGAUACUGAACGCGCACCGCAGAAUCCACCAGCCCAGAAUAAUCCACACCACCACCACCGGUGAGCCGUCUCACUACUGCCAUGACUGCGGCAAGACCUUCGACACCGCCCGCUACCUCAACAAGCACCGCUUGGUUCACACAGCAGAGAGGACGCACCACUGCUCCCAGUGUGACCGGAGCUUCCUGAGACUCCAGCACCUCAAAGAACACCAGAGAACCCACAGCGGAGAGAAGCCUCACUACUGCUCCGUGUGUGGGAAGGGCUUCACCAAGGUCCGACUGCUCCGGACACACCAACGGCUGCAUGCCGUGGAGGGGGCUGACGUGGUCGGGGAUGGGACAGGGAUGAAGGAGGAUAGCGGGGUGGUGAUGUCAGCGAUGGGGCGGAAGAGAGCUCUGAGAGUUCUGGCCGGAGUGGACUACUACUACUGCUCUGAGUGUGGGAAGAGCUUCUCCAGUGCGGCCUAUCUUAAGGUGCAUCAGAAGGCUCACACAGGAGACAAACCAUACCAGUGUGCUCACUGUAAGAAGUCAUUCGGCACGUCAUGGGGUUUAAAGGUUCACCGGCAGAAUCGCUCUGGGGAGAAGCCCCACCAGUGCGCCGACUGUGGGAAGAGGUUCUCGGACCUGCGCAGCCACAAGGCCCACCAGAGCACCCACACUGGAGAGAAACCAUACACAUGCCCUGUCUGUGGAAAAGGCUUUGCCUGGCACAAGAGCCUACAGAAACACCAGGCCACACACAGCAGCAGUGGUGGUGGAAUCAUAGAAGUACAUAUAGAAUAAUGUAUGAUAUCCUGGAGGGUUUCGCUCCAACCUCAAUCUAGCACCUGAUUCUAAUAUCCUGGAGGGUUUCCUCCAACCCCAAUCUAGCAGGUUAGUUACAACUACGGGACAGGAGGGUAGCUCUCCAGGAACAGGGUUGGGUUACAGGAGGGUAGCUCUCCAGGAACAGGGUUGGGUUACAGGAGGGUAGCUCUCCAGGAACAGGGUUGGGUUAUAGGAGGGUAGCUCUCCAGGAACAGGGUUGGGUUAUAGGAGGGUAGCUCUCCAGGUGAAUCAUGUCACAUCACCUGGAUUUUAACCUUUUAUUUUAAGCCUUUUCCAGAAAUGAGAAUUAGACUAAAAAUGAAAGCAAUCACCUCAGUGUGGUGCUGGAGGAUGGGGCUGGACCAGCUGACAUAAAAAGAAAAGGGGACAGUUUGAUUAAAAGCUUUAAAUCAAAGUAAAAAUCCAGGUCAAAACACAGGGCCCUAAUGAUCUUAACACAACGGAUGGUCAUGCUCUCUCUUGGGUGAGGGAAUGCUGUUGUAUCAGAAGGACUGUUUUAAUUACAUCAAAAUGUCACAUAAGUAUGUGACUUGUAAUUAAAUAUUUUAGAUGUUUAUAUUCAUACACAAAUGUAGUUUGUAAGCCUACUUUUUGUUCUCUCAAAGUGUUCUCUGGAUGGAUUGUGCAACACGUGAUGGCUAUCUUUUGUUUCCCACAGCAAAUGUGCUCACUAGAACAUGAAGUGUAUGGAGCAGUGUUUGGUUUGGAUCUGAAAUGAAUGGAUGAUGAAAAUAGACAUGGUCAGUUGUUGCACUCCGA
This is a messenger RNA of Salmo salar (Atlantic salmon), 2535 nucleotides long. RefSeq lists its product as uncharacterized. Gene Ontology annotation, molecular function: RNA polymerase II cis-regulatory region sequence-specific DNA binding; DNA-binding transcription factor activity, RNA polymerase II-specific. Gene Ontology annotation, biological process: regulation of DNA-templated transcription. NCBI's taxonomy places the organism in Eukaryota, Metazoa, Chordata, Actinopteri, Salmoniformes, Salmonidae. The record is from RefSeq and is a predicted model, not a curated record.